This is a messenger RNA of Carlito syrichta (Philippine tarsier), 1176 nucleotides long. RefSeq names its product transketolase-like protein 1. The transcript is spliced from 8 exons. The record is from RefSeq and is a predicted model, not a curated record. Gene Ontology annotation, molecular function: transketolase activity; thiamine pyrophosphate binding. NCBI's taxonomy places the organism in Eukaryota, Metazoa, Chordata, Mammalia, Primates, Tarsiidae. The annotation marks the transcript as partial.
AUGUCAUGCAGCAGUGUCGCCGAGAUCAUGUCAGUGCUGUUCUUCUACACCAUGAAGUACCGGCAGUCGGAGCCAGAGAACCCGGACAACGACCGUUUCGUCUUCUCCAAGAGACUGUCGUUUGUUACCGUGUCGCCCGGCUGGCUCGGGCAAGGGCUGGGAGUCGCCUGCGGGAUGGCGUACACUGGCAAGUACUUCGACCGGGCCAGCUACCGGGUGUUCUGCCUCCUGGGAGAUGGCGAGUCCUCAGAGGGCUCCCUCUGGGAGGCCAUGGCCUUCGCUUCCUACUACGGGCUGGACAACAUCGUGGCGAUCUUUGACGUGAACCGCGUGGGACACAGUGGCGCGAUGCCCCAGCAGCGCUGCGUAGACACCUACCAGAGGCGCUGCGAAGCCUUCGGGUGGAACACUCUCGUGGUGGACGGCCGUGACGUGGAGGCGCUGUGUCGCGUGUUCUGGCUGGCGGCGCAGGUGAAGAACAGGCCCACGGCGGUGGUUGCCAAGACCUUCAGGGGCCGCGGCCUGCCACACGUGGAGGAUCCCGAAAGUUGGUUCGGAAAGGCAGUCCCAAGAGAAAGGGCGGAUGCGCUGAUCAGGCUGAUUGAGAGCCAGAUCGAGACCAGCGGGAAUCUUGAACCGAGACCCCCCGUCGAAGACUCGCCUCAAGUCAGCAUCGCGGAUAUAAGAAUGACCUCUCCACCCGCUUUCAACGUGGGCGAAAAGGUGGCUACUCGGAAAGCCUGUGGUCUGGCCCUGGUUAAGCUGGGCUAUGCCAACGACAGAGUCAUCGUCCUGGAUGGUGACACCAAGAACUCGACCUGUUCUGACAUAUUCAAGAAGGAACACCCCGAGCGCUUCAUCGACUGCUUCAUCGCUGAGCAGAACAUGGUGAGCGUGGCCCUGGGCUGUGCCACCCGGGGUCGGACCGUGGCCUUCGUGAGCACCUUCGCUGCCUUCUUGACCCGCGCGUUCGACCAGAUCCGGAUGGGAGCCCUCUCCCAAGCCAACAUCAACCUGAUCGGCUCCCACUGCGGGGUGUCCGUGGGUGAAGACGGCCCCUCGCAGAUGGCCCUGGAGGACCUGGCCAUGUUCCGGGCCAUUCCCAACUGCACGGUUUUCUACCCGAGCGAUGCCGUCUCCACGGAGCACGCGAUUUACCUGGCGGCCAACACCAAG